Molecule: messenger RNA, 276 nt
Organism: Colletotrichum abscissum
Lineage: Eukaryota; Fungi; Ascomycota; Sordariomycetes; Glomerellales; Glomerellaceae
Exons: 3
Coding region: 1-276 (91 amino acids)
Source: RefSeq, a predicted model, not a curated record
AUGAUCAUCGGACAGGGUCCGGAGUUCAAGCCGGUGAGGUCGACUUCAUCGCCCGCCACUAGUGCCAUUGAACAGCUAGAUGCGAUUAUCAGAAAGUUUUGUCCAUCUUCUGGCUUCGUUAACGAGAACCUGGCCAUGAUCUUCUGCGACUCAAGCUUGAAGCUGCCUGAGACCGCAGUCUCGCCUCGGGCACCUGCAUGGGUGAUUCAAAUGCUGGAGGUCACAAGGAGCUCCGUUGCACGGCAGAAGAAGCAUGCAGGAUCCUCGAGCAGCUAG